AUGCCUCCCCCACCGCCUCCUCCACCUCCUCCUCCGCCAGGCAUGGGAAGAGGCAUGCCUCCAGCAAUGAAGCCAGUGAGUGGCAAGCAAGCGACAGGCGCAGGCAGAGGAGCACUCUUGGGUGACAUUACAAAGGGCGCACGAUUGAAGAAAGUCACACAAGUCAACGAUCGAUCUGCCCCUAUAGUAGGCAAAGUGAGCGACGGGCCAGCAGCAGUCCCAAUGGGUGCCCCUGCGAUUCCGGGCAUGGGGAAACCGCCCUCAGUGCCAUCAGGUCUAGCGCCGCCGGGAAACCGAGCAAGAAGCAACAGCGAUACAAAGGAUGGGUCAAGCGCGCCGCAACUGGCAGGAAUCUUCGCUGGAGGGAUGCCGAAACUGAGAAAGGCAGGCGGCGUCAAGACAGGCGCAGAGGACCAGGCACCCUAUGCUUCAGAUCCUGAGUCGAAUCGAGGCUCAGCGCCUAAGCCACCACGAGCAGCACCCAAGGCACCAUCAGCAGUUCCUCCAGCGCCCCCGAUUCCGAGCAUGCGACCACCGCUCAAUGCUCUUCGAGGUCAGGAUUCAAGGCCCAAUUCGGUAGCCUCAAGUAUAAGCGGGAAGCCCAAGCCUCCGCCUCCGAUUGGAAAGAAACCCCCUAUGCCGCCACCAUCCUCUCGAAAGCCCUCUGGUCUCGCUCCUUCUCCAGCUCGGGCACCGCCCUCGCUUCCCCCAGCACCGCCACCGUUACCUCCGAGUUCAACGUCUCCUAGACCUAUUGGAAUUCCUUUACCCCCGCCUCUACCGCCUUCACCAGCGCCUCAAGCACCAUCGCGAUCAACUCCGCCGCCUCCGCCCCCCUCUGUUCCUCCGUCAAUGAGCGCGCAAGACGACGAAGACGACGACGAAUACGACCCGUACAAAUACGAUAAUCGCGCACCCUCAGUUCCUCCGCCCCCGCCGCCUCCAUCGAAUGGACAUGCACCUUCUCUCGCAGAAACAGCUGCGCGCAAUGCUUUUAGUCGCACUCCAACACCUGCUGCCCCGCCACCUCCACCGCCAAGUGCCCCGCCGAGUAGACCUGCCUCUCAAACACCACUGCGAUCGAUGAUGGAUUCCAGCUCGUACACCUUGACAAAUGGCGGAUCAAGCAUGAAGAGCCCGACUAGCUCUCAUGCCGGCGGAGGUGGAAGAGAGAAGGGUAGAAUCAGGCCGAUUCACGAUCUGAGAUGGAGGUUUCAAGACGAAUCACAAUUUCCACGACCGAGAGAAUUCACUGGCGGACCAAAGAGAUAUCGCGCUGGACGAGGCAGCAGUGUGCCAUUGGAUUUGAGUGCGUUCGAAUAA
Molecule: messenger RNA, 1323 nt
Organism: Alternaria atra
Lineage: Eukaryota; Fungi; Ascomycota; Dothideomycetes; Pleosporales; Pleosporaceae
Exons: 3
Coding region: 1-1323 (440 amino acids)
Molecular function (GO): actin binding
Source: RefSeq, a predicted model, not a curated record